Molecule: messenger RNA, 1176 nt
Organism: Chionomys nivalis (European snow vole)
Lineage: Eukaryota; Metazoa; Chordata; Mammalia; Rodentia; Cricetidae
Product: sperm motility kinase X-like
Biological process (GO): intracellular signal transduction; microtubule cytoskeleton organization; protein phosphorylation
Cellular component (GO): cytoplasm
Molecular function (GO): ATP binding; protein serine/threonine kinase activity; tau-protein kinase activity
Source: RefSeq, a predicted model, not a curated record
AUGAGGAGGUGGCAAAGAAUUCAAGAGCUAAAGUCCCACCCGUUUGGUGAAAAGGCUUUAACAGAACACUAUGAAAUACUGACCACACUUGGCCAUGGAGGACUCGGGGAAGUAAAACUGGCUAGCCAUCUACUCACCCAGACUAGGGUAGCAGUAAAAAUUCUUCCAAAAGGCAUAAGGAACACCUUCAUCAAAUCAGAAAUUGAAAUUAUGAAAAACCUUGACCACCCGAACAUUAUUAAACUUUUGCACAUAAUCGACACCACAAAUAACGUUUACAUGGUUAUGGAACAUGCCACGGGUGGAGAGCUAAUGCACAGGAUUGUGGAAUUCGGCUACCUACCAGAAGAGGAGUUCCGGAGGCUAUUUAAACAGAGGGUAUCUGCCCUCAAGUACUGUAACAAAAAAGGGAUCGCCCACAGGGAUUUAAAACCACAAAAUAUUCUGGUGGACCACAAAGGAAAUAUAAAACUUAGUGAUUUUGGUUUAGGCCCCAAACUUCUCAUGGGACAGAGGUUGGCAGUUUUCUGUGGGACCCUCCCUUAUUGUGCCCCAGAACUGUUUGAAGGUCAAGGCUACAAUGGCCUUGCAAUUGACAUCAGGAGUCUAGGUGUUAUGCUCUACUAUAUGUCCACAGGGUGCCUGCCUUUCCAGGGAAAUACUUAUAUCAGACUGAAGCAGAAGAUCACGACAGGGAAGCAUUCUCUUCAAUUCAAGCUGUCACCAGAGCUUUGGGACAUGAUUGCCAAGUUAUUAACUGUAAACCCAGGACAAAGACCAAGAAUAGAUGACGUUGUGAGCUUUCCAAGGCUAAAGCAUGGCAGUGAAGGUUCUCCCAAUUCCUUCAGAGAGAGCCCCGACAGCCACCCAGACCCCACUGUAAUGGUCAUCACGGGUGUAACGGGAUAUAAGCAACGGGAGAUAAAGGAAGCUUUACAGGAGAAGAAGUUUGAUCAGGUGAUGGCUACCAUGUCCUUGAGGCUCAUGAGCAGCCCUGGGGGGAUACAGAGAGCAGCAGCACCUCAGAUGGAAUAUAUUCAUGAUGAUGACCAGUGGUGCCACAGUUGUGCCAACAAAGUCAAGUGCUCCGUGGAACUCAGAAAUCCUGUAAACAGGGAUCCACGGAGUGCUGGUGACCAUCAGGAAGACAAGCCUCAGAAGACCUUCCAUGCGUAG